This is a messenger RNA of Lactuca sativa (garden lettuce), 1778 nucleotides long. NCBI's taxonomy places the organism in Eukaryota, Viridiplantae, Streptophyta, Magnoliopsida, Asterales, Asteraceae. The record is from RefSeq and is a predicted model, not a curated record.
UCUUUCUUCUGUGAUCUUCACAAAAUAGGGUGCUUGGGUUCCUGAUCUUUUUUACUUGUUCCAGCUUUCUUUGAAACAUUAUCGAUUGUCUUUAAAGGUACUCUUUCCUGAUCUUUUCUUCUUAAUUUUCUUAGUCAUUGAUCAUGGGAAAUAAGAUGCUCCAUUCUUGUGAUAACAUUAUUGUUCCUUCUGACAAAGACUUCGUUGAUCAAAAGAUACCAUCUUACGAUGAGACUUGAUCUUUUGAUGACAACGAUAUUGAGUCUUUAAAAAUGGUUGGCGCUUUUUUAUCUGAUGUCAUCUUCAAUCCUUUUGAUGCCAAGGAUCAACCAUACUUUGUCUCUCCUUCUUGGGUUUGCCUUCCUGAAUACCCAUUUUCUUUGAGUUUGUCAUACCCUUUUUCCGGUAUCAUUUCUGAGUUUUUCAAAGUCACCAAAAUUUCAUACAUCCAAGCCAUGCCUGUAAUUUGGAGGAUCCUGUCUUGUAUUGAUUGAUUGAAUCGACCAAAUGAUCUAGACAUAAGUCUAGCAGAGUUGGCCUAUGUCUACGAUCUUUCAACUUUUGGGAAUUCCCGUUUCCUGAUCGAAGUCAAAAUUAAUAAAUCACCUCUUAUCCUGAAACUAAAACACAAUGACAACACUUGGAAAUAAAAAUAUUUUUUUUGUGAGGCGUGACUCUAUCCUCGGCAGGGAUCUCCUGCCAAAAACCUGGAUAAAAAAGGGUAGGAUCUUAUUUGUUAUAUUAAGAAUCCUAGAAUUUAUGCUUUCUUAUUUUAUUUGUUUUGAUGCAUCUUUUAAGUUUGAUGAUAUCGUUCCUACCGCUGAGGAUACAAAGGUGAAGAUUGGCAAUUUCUUUGAUUUACUCAAGACCGACAGAUCCUUAAAGUUUGAGCCACCCAACUUCCAAGAGAGUUUAUAUGCGACUUAUAUCGACAGAUCCAAGUCUACAUGCUCUAGAACACUGUUCUCUCUUGCUGACAUUGAUUUCGCAAUAUCCACUGGCCAACUCGUUAUUAAGAAGGAAAAGGCCUCAUCCUCUCUCCCUCCAAAGAGGACAUCGAUAUACCUGACCGUCAAGACUCCAGGAUCUAAAAAGAGGAAGUCGGCAGGAACCACAAACCUUGGCCUAAAGAACCUUGGAGUAGAGGAGGCACUGUUGAAGCUAAUCUCCUUCUCGCAAUUUGUAAGUAUUUUCAAGCUCAUUUCUACUAUACUAUUGUUUACUUGUCAUGAUCUUCCACAGGUUGCUGAUCAUGUCUCUCGAUCUACUGAAGAUAUAAGGAUUAGAGCGGAAUGGGCAGAGCAUGCCUUAAAGGAGCAAGAUGGGAUCAACAAGGAUCCUGUGCAGAAGGUGGAGAAGCUGAGCAAAGAGAAAGCACAGAGAGGAAGAGCACGCUCUGGAAAUCAAUGAGGUGAUUUCCGAACUCAGAAGAAGUGUCGUUGAGGCCAUCUGGGAGGUAAAUAUCAAGUUGGUGGAGGACGUGGAGAAUGCAUGAUCCUAGAAUGUGGAAGCUUGGCAUGAAACCCUAACUGAAAUCACUGGCAAGCCUUUUAACUCUGAUCAGGAUCCUACAGAGAUGAAUAAGAAAGAAGAGGAAGAAGAAGAGAAGAAGAAGAAGGAGGAGGAAGAGAAGAAGAAGAAGACAUAAAAGACCCCAAGUAGGGUGAUCAAGUAUAUGAUUAGGUUUGAUUAGUUUAAAAACAUUUUGAGAUUUUGGUAUGUAAAACAAUAUUUUUAUGUGGGGUUAGUGGGCAACCCCUUUUAUUUUAAUGCUUUGG